Lymnaea stagnalis (great pond snail) is the source of this 6124-nucleotide messenger RNA. The record is from the annotation of a GenBank genome assembly. NCBI's taxonomy places the organism in Eukaryota, Metazoa, Mollusca, Gastropoda, Lymnaeidae.
GAACCUUUUAGAACGAAUUACUUCCCGCAACGAAAUAGAAAAAUUAGAGUUGGGUUUCAAAGAGGUACCGGUAAAAUUAAUUGCCUUGUAUAUAUUAUAUGCCAACUUUGAUUUGGUGAGGGGGUUAGAUUUGUGUGAAACAUAAACAUUAAUGAAUAAUACACAGACUAUUGGGAUUAAAGUUCCUGUGGGACAUAUUACCGCUAAUUCAAGAUGGACUGGGAGUAAUCUUGUCACUAUUUUGCAAGGCAGGUGAUUUAACUCUUUAAAUUUAAAAGUUAAAGUCGACAAUCCUCCGAAGUCUGGUCCCAAAUUAUUUCCAAUGAUUUAAUCCUUACUUAAAAGUCUUGGGCAUCAUUCUGUUUUGAAACUCAUGUUUGCGUUAGUGGACGAUGUUAGAUGGAGGUUGUCGGCCGUCCAGAUGCACAAACACUCGAGCGCAUUAUCAUCACUAAUCAUGUGUUACCAGGAACAACUACCGUCACGGACGCUUGGCGAGGAUAUCAAAAUGUCGGUCAGCUCAACAACGGGAUUGAUGCUCACGCUGUCAUUGUGCACGAGCGUGAAUUUGUUGAUCCAGGAGAUUCACGCAGAAACUAUUGAAGGACUUUGGAUGCAAGCAAAACGUAAACUCCACUAUCAGAGUGGUAGGCCCGCUAGUCGCGAUCUGUUUGCCAGCUACUUGGGGGCCUUUCAGUGGCACAACAGUCACCAGCAGAAUGUUUUCGGCUGGUAUUUGCAAAUGCUAUGUGCCAAUGACAACAUUUAGUAUUUACUGACUGGUUUGUAAAGUUUCAGUUAUUUGCAAAAGCUAUGACUGACAUUUCUGCUGUUUUCUAACAAUACACACUGUGCAUUGCAGUUUUUUUUCAUACAAAAUAAUUUGGGACCGGACUUCGGAGGAUUGCCUUAGUCUUUCCAUGGGGGGCGGGGAGGGGUGUAGAGUGGGUGUUCCACGGUCGUUUGUGCCUGACCAGUUUUCGGCCAAUAGAAAUUUUUUGGGGUGCUAAUAUUCAUAUCUAUUGAUUAAUUUUGAAUACAUUUUUUUGCAAGAUAGAUUUCAUAUCAUAUAAUAGGAAAUUAAUUACCGGAAAUUAGACAUAGAAUAAUAAUAUGUAGUAUCAGAUAAAACAAUAUGACAACAAUAGUUUAAAUUUUACUAAUUAAAUAAUAUUGUGAGAUCACAUCUGAACUUACAAGACUACCAUAUGGUCUGUGUAACUGGUAUCCUAUUCUGCUUUAAUCCUCAGAAUGCAUUUUGGAUCAGAAUGCAUUUUACAUUUUAAAAAUAUUCCAUUUAGUGACAGAGUUAUACACAAUUCUAUUUAGUGACAGAGUUAUACACAUUUGUGUAACGUUUGAAGUAGUAUUAUCUGAAUCCCUACUGUUGCCAUAGUAACAAAGUGGUAUUUUUAUAUUUUUACAAAUUUUUUGAAAUUUUUUACUUAAGUGCUGACUGUCACCACUAUUAGUACUACUAUUAAUAUUAUCUCCUCUAUUUCCAUUGGCCAUUUACUGACCCAUCAGCCCAUCAGAAAGCUGAAAAUCAUCACUUGAAUUUAAAUUCAAAUGAUUCAUUAUUAUUGUCCGAUGUUUAGCACAGUGGUUCUUAACCUUGUUGGAGGUACUUAACCCACCAGUUUCUUAUGCGCAUUCACCGAACCCUUCUUAUUAGGAAAAAUAAAAUUUAAAAAAUUUUCAGAUUAUUGGACCUCCGCCGAAGCCCUGAGACUGACUCACUAAGCCCUGGGGUUCGAUUGAACCCAUGUUAAGAACCACUGUUUUAGCAUCAAUAAUUUGCAAUAAAAGCUCUUGUGCCUGCAAACUUGACAACCUAUUUGGUCUGGUAACCCCUGAUGUGUUUGGAGUAGGCGUGGUCAUUGCUUUGUUUGCAAAAUUUUCACCACAAAUUGAACUAUCAUUAGAAAAAACACUUGUUAACAAGCUCUACUUUUAACAGGAAGGAAGUAGAAAGAGUUAUCUUUCAUUUAAGAACAAGAAGUCACGCAAUAAAAUAAUUAUAUAAAUUAUUUUGACGAUUUAUCGACUAUGACGAGUUAAAUCGACGAUAUAUCGUUGUUUGGCACGGUAAGAGUUAAAACAAUAAACAAUACUACAUACUGUCAUACUAAUACUAAUAAUACCAUGCUUAUUUAUUACUUAAACUAGGUAUAGACUAUACACUAUAAUCACAUGCGACUACUAUACAUUAUUAUAUGAUUAUUUAUACAUUAUACAGUAUUUGUAUUAUGUUUAAAUUGUUGUCGUCUGCAAGUCCGUAUUAUCCGUAAGCCAUAAUUAAGGAGAGUUAGAAACUGUCAGAAAUAUCCAAGUCAAAGGGCCCAUGACCUACUCAAGCCUACUGCAUACUAAAUUUCUAAAGGUUUCAAAUAAUAAUACAAUAUCCAGCAACUAGUCCAGCUUGGUAACUUGUAAACCAAACCAGUGCUAUUUUAAUAGCCCAGUGGUCAGUUCAGCAACCUGCGGCUCCAAAGCAGCAUAUGAGGAGUCUAUACAGCUCUUUCAUCAUUAAAAUGUAUAUGACAUGAUCAAGCUGAUUCAAGGGAUGACAGAUCUCCCUCUUAAAUGAUUAAUCUGAUCUGUGGAGUGGGAGAAUUAAUAAUAAGCCACAGAAAGCCCAGCAUAAAAAAUGUGGGGAAGACAUCAGAGCUCUGGUGUUCCAAAACCACAUUGUGUGGUUUUUAUCAAUACCCCAUGAAGUGUUGGCAAGCCUUUUAUCUUGGUUUAACCACCCGAUUUUGAAUUUGCUUUUUUUAGGGUAAGUUAGGUUAUCAUACUUGAAGCUGACUCCUAAGAGUAUUCUGUUUGGCUACCUUGUGGUGUUUGGUGACAAACAAAGUUUACUAUCUUAUUUCUAACUUAGUUUCACCUUUCACAGUUAGCAAUGAGUAUAUCCAAAGUCUCUAUUAAGAUGUUUCACACAUUAGUAUCUUCUGUUAACAACUUUAAGUUUCACUUAGCACCAAACAGUUUAAUCAGUUGACCAAUGUAAUUCCAGCAUCAAUACCUGUCCAGUUUGAAAGUUCAACAAGUGCUAUAGACUUCUAUCCUUCUUGCAACACUGGUGUUGUUUACAUCUCUGAGGCAGAAAUAGUUGAAGGAUGUGCUUUCAAAAGAAAAGUUGCAAGGCUAAGAAAAGUAUGUUAUAUAAUUAAAUGUACUCAGAUUAACAAAUGAACUGAAGAAAAUUCAAACAAAUACUCAAUGGCUACCUACUAUAUUCAACUAUUUGAUUGUUAUAUUCUUAAGAGGAUGAAAAUAUUUAGUAUCUAUUAAAAUCUUUAUUUUCAAUGUCUAGACCUCUGGAGGCCUUAUUAUGUGUCAUUGUUAAAAGAGAGAUAAUACCUUUAAUUCCUUUAUAUAUUAUAAACCUGAAAACUGGCUUAUGAGGAGAUGUGGUGAGAUACAAUUUUCUUAUGAGUAGAAAGCUAAGUGCGGAUAGCUUCAGAUAAUCAAGAAAAGUCAUUGUUCCACCAUAGAAAAUACCCUGAUAUAAUCAGAUCUUGCUAUUAGCAUAGUCUUUUCCUGGAUUUGCUUGUGCAUAACUUUGGAAUUUUUUUUUAAAGUAGGAAUAUAGGAUUUAAAAAAAAAUGGUUAGUGAGUUAUGUUGUGUUGCCUUUGGACUAUUUUUACAGGAUUUCUGAUUGUGUCCUAGGAUAAUAUAUAUUUUUUAAAAAACUGUUGUUCACAUGGGGCGUUCAUAUUGGCCCCACUGUCUUCUAUUACAUUCUUACUAAAAAUGUGAUUGUAUUUGAAUUGACUACAUGACAUAGGAUGGAAAUAAAAACAUAAGAUUAUUAUUUAUGAGUGCAAAGAGCCAUGAUAAUAUGCAAGUUAGCUCCCUUUUGAGUGCAUAAAAUAACACAUUCAUACCAGUACUUAAUGUUCUAAGAAUGACAGUAAUAUAUAAUUAUAGUAAAUGAAAAAAUGUUUCAGAUGUAGUUUGACCAGAAUGUUCUUUUUCCUUCUAUCAAACAAAGGCCAGCAAGGUUCAUGGUAUUGUAGUGGUAGAGAAGACAGUCUCCUGCAGCCAAUAUUUUCCAGAAAUCCAGAAGUUCUGUGUCAGUGACCUUGGACUGGACCUCAUCCCUGUUAAUACCCAGGCAGAGGCGGCAGGCUUUCUGGUACAACUGGUAAAGCAUUAUCUGUCUUCCAUUCUUGAUAUCUUUUAACAUUGUUUUAUUCUCAUUUCCUUUGUCUCCUCCAAGUUAUGCAUCAUCUCCCUUUAUCCUUGUUCUGAGGAAAUCUUUCCUACUCAUUAUGUUCCUCUCUCAUCAGAUUCUGUCAGAUUUUCUGUCAAGGUCACUUCUCUGUGUCUUCCGUGCACUUCUCUUCAUUAGCCUUGUGAUUUUAAUGGCCAGGAUGUGCACUUCUCUUCAUUAGCCUUGUGAUUUUAAUGGUCAGGAUGUGCUCUUCUCUUCAUUAGCCUUGUGAUUUUAAUGGUCAGGAUGUGCACUUCCCUUCAUUAGCCUUGUGAUUUUAAUGGUUAGGAUGUGCACUUCCCUUCAUUAGCCUUGUGAUUUUAAUGGUUAGGAUGUGCACUUCCCUUCAUUAGCCUUGUGAUUUUAUUGGUUAGGAUGUGCACUUCCCUUCAUGAGCCUUGUGAUUUUAAUGGUUAGGAUGUGCACUUCUAGUUCUUGUAAUAAUGGGCUCACUCAUGAGACUUCUUGCUUUGUUUUAUCAUUAUGAGGUCAUCUUGUUUCACUGAUACCUUGGUGGCAGUGCACUAGAUAACAUUAUAAUUUUUUUCAAGGACUUCUCUUCUAAAUUCUCAAUUUACCAAGUAAUUAUUUAUAGGAAUUUAUUCACAUUGUUCCUAAAUUAAAAUGAAGCAACUAUCUUUAUGCUACCUGAAUAUUUCAACACCACAAUUUAUCCUGAAAAUCACAAAAAUGAGCUGAUGUGGUCUUUGGCAUGUAUUAAAUCCCAGGUGUACGUCACAAGCCGUCUAGACAGAAAUCCUUUCCAGAAGCAGUUACCUUUGCCUAAAAGAGAUCCCGCAGUAUUGGCAGCACUGACAUCUUGUCCAGGUUUGGGCAAGGCCAAGGCCACUGCUUUGUUAGAGAAAUUUCCCAGUGAGUAAAAGUGAAAACAGUGAUGUAGGAAUGUGCUGCUGUUUUUGGUUAAUUUAUUUAAAUUAAUUGUACUUCAAAUAGUGUCAUAAUUGAAUGUGUUGAUGUGAUGAAUAAAAUGUAAGUAGACUUCAGUCAAGCUGAUAUAGGUUACAUAGAGCACAAGGUAUCAGAAUGAGAAGUAGUAUUUCCAGUUUUCACUUGCUCUGUGCUUUACUUGCUCAUACUUCAGGAAAAAGUGGGUCAAAUUUUUCAGAUUGGGAUACCAUAAUAGUUAAACAAAUCAACUGCUAGUUUGAAUGAGUGAUUGGAAGGACCAGAUCUUAUGAUUUUUCUCUGAUUGUUAGGACCAGGUUUUAUGAAUUUCUUGUGAAUGUAUUGAUUGUGAUCUGUGCCUUGUGAUAGCAGUAGUUUCUUUACUUUUUUAAAAUUUGUUUUAUUAUUUUAAAAGUUAAGUUACUUUCUUAUAAUUAUUUCAUUUUUUUAAAUUUCAGGCAUACAUGUUAUAUGUCAAGCUACACAACAAGUAAGAGACAUUUUUUUUUUUAAAUAUUAAUGAGCUAAGUUUUUUUUUCUUAGAACUUUUAUAAAAUAUCAAUUAUAUUAAAAGAUUUGUAAAAUAUUUUACUGAUUUUUUUUUUCAAAGUAUUUGCACUCAUUUUUUGUAAUGCUUUUUUUUGUUGUCAAGGGAUAUAACUUUACAAAUGUUAUUAAACUAUAAAGGAAAGAAAACAAGAAAUAUCUUAUUUUUAAUAAUUUUUUUUUAUGCUUUAAUAUAAUUUGUUCACUCUUUUAUUUUUGUAUAUUUUCUCAUUUUAACUAUUGAUGAAGUAAUGUUUAAGUGGAGAACGAUUUAAAAAUGAAUUACACCCUUUUUUAAUGAUUCAAAUAUUGUUUUACAUUUCUUUUAUUUCCAGGAAUUGGCUGCUGUUUUAGGAAAAGCCAGUGCGCUCAAGUUAUAUAAUUUUUUUCACAGUCCAACAUAAUAGUACAUUAUUUUUUUGUAUCAAUAAAAGGUUGACAUACUUCAA